Messenger RNA from Enterospora canceri, 366 nucleotides. The record is from the annotation of a GenBank genome assembly. NCBI's taxonomy places the organism in Eukaryota, Fungi, Microsporidia, Enterocytozoonidae.
AUGACUGUAUUUGAUUUCUAUACAAGUGUCGUACAAGAAACAAAGGAAUCAUUCAUAUUCGGUACAGUAACAGCGAGUGUGAAAAGGUUGUUGAACAAAAAUGAGAACGAAAACAUCUUGUACAACCAAGUUUGUGCAAUACGAGAUGGAUUUGAUUACGCUCAAUUCAACAUGAUAUACACAACAUUCUCAUGUAUCAUGGAGGAAUACGGCGUAAAAGAGACGAUGAGAAGCGGAUGCGCCAUCUUUGCAACAGCGUACUUGAUAGGUCUGAGAAAUGGGAUGAGUUUUGCAAUAAAAAAUGGAAUUGCAAGUGUGGUACUGAGCUAUGUUCAGCAUUGGGUAAGGCAAUUGAGCAUGUUCUAA